Molecule: messenger RNA, 18816 nt
Organism: Pongo pygmaeus (Bornean orangutan)
Lineage: Eukaryota; Metazoa; Chordata; Mammalia; Primates; Hominidae
Gene: NXPE3
Product: neurexophilin and PC-esterase domain family member 3
Exons: 12
Coding region: 1192-2646 (484 amino acids)
Source: RefSeq, a predicted model, not a curated record
GUCGGAGGUGAGGAGACGUCGCCGGGUGAGGAAGCGGUGGGCUAGCGGCCUGGCGCAGCGGCGACCGACCGGGGCGUCAGGAUCCCUGGCCCCGGAGAGCGAAGGGCAGGCGGGUCCCGGAGCUCGGUGCAGUUCGGACCUUCACGCCGCAGCAAAAGACUUCUGUCCCCCAGGCACCUUCACUAACCCGGUGCGGAGCACUUGGCGACGCCUCCCUGCCCGUUUCAGGUCUCUCGGCUCAUCGCUGCUCUGGGCACCAGCUGCCUCUUGGCUGGCGCUGCUGUCACACGGUGGACUGUUCUGGCCUUACUGAGCUGCCGUUUGGGGACAUCGGAUUCAGGUCGUAUGGGGAGAAACGAGUGUAACUUUACAAGCAAGAAGAAUUGUAUAAAAAUGUAAAAAACAUUUAUGUGUGCUUCAAAUGUGGCAUGAAAAAAAUGAGGACCUCUGGUGAAAAUGGCCUGAGUUUAGAAUUUCAUGCUGGAAGGAAAGUUGGACGUAACUUCUAAUUUCUAGUUCCAGUAAGCAUCUCUUCUUGGAAAAUUUCCAAAAAAGAGUCCUGCUCUGUUGCCCAGGCCGGAGUACAUUGGUGUGAUCAUGGUUCACUGCAGCCUCGACCUCCCAGGCUCAAGCAAUUCUCCUACCUCAGCCUCCUGAGUAACUGGGACUAUAGGAGUUCUUUGAAGAAAAAUGUGCUUCUUGAAUCAACUGCAGUCUCUCCUCUACAUAAGAGCUCUUAAGGGUACUAGCAGGAUAGAAGCAAAUGAAACUGAAAGCUCAUCUGCAGCUCAGAAAAACAAAGACAUGGAAUUUUAAAGAGUGAAGGUAGCAUGGUGUCGGCCAUGGGUGAACAAGACACAGCCAGACAAUGUGGACCAAUUUCUUCAAACUACGGCUUUUCUGCUGUCUGCUUGCAGUGUUGAUGGUAGUGGUGCUGGUCGUCAAUGUUACUCAGGUAGAGGCUGGAGCACAGUGGCACGAUCUCAGCGUACUGCAACCUCUGCCUCCUGGGUUCAAGCAAUUCUUGUGCUUCAGCCUCCUGAGUAGCUGAGAUUACAGUACUUGGACCAUGAGACUGUUUCAGCCACAUUCAUCGACAGCAGUGGACAGUUUGUUUACUCCCAGGUGACAGGAAUUAGCCGAAAUCCCUACUGUGGCUAUGAUCAGCAGACCCUGUCCAGCCAGGAGCGCAUGGAGGAGGACUCCUUGCUGGCUGCCUUGCACCAGCAGGUUCCUGAUGUGGGCCCAGUCCCCUUUGUGAAGAGCACUGACCCUUCUUCCAGCUACUUUGUCAUCUUGAACUCUGCUGCCUUCUUUAAGGUGGGAAGCCAGCUGGAGGUGCUGGUUCAUGUACAGGAUUUUCAAAGAAAGCCCAAGAAGUAUGGUGGAGACUACCUGCAGGCCAGAAUUCACUCCCCCAAGCUGCAGGCCGGGGCUGUGGGCAGGGUGGUGGAUUACCAGAAUGGGUUUUACAAGGUUUUCUUUACUUUGCUAUGGCCAGGCAAAGUUAAAGUGUCCGUAUCUCUGGUCCACCCCAGCGAAGGGAUCAGAGUUCUUCAGCGCUUACAGGAAGAUAAACCAGACAGGGUCUAUUUCAAGAGUCUCUUCCGUUCAGGAAGAAUUUCUGAAACUACUGAGUGCAACGUGUGUCUUCCUGGGAAUCUGCCCCUGUGUAACUUUACAGACCUCUACACUGGAGAGCCCUGGUUCUGCUUCAAACCAAAGAAGCUCCCUUGCAGCAGCAGAAUUACCCAUUUCAAAGGUGGAUACCUGAAGGGUCUCCUAACUGCUGCAGAGAGUGCUUUCUUCCAGAGUGGUGUCAAUAUCAAAAUGCCAAUCAACUCCAGUGGACCUGAUUGGGUAACUGUGAUUCCCAGGAGAAUAAAAGAAACUAACAAUCUAGAACUAUCUCAAGGCUCAGGAACUUUUCCUUCUGGGUAUUAUUAUAAAGACCAGUGGAGGCCCAGAAAGUUUAAGAUGCGUCAGUUUAAUGACCCUGACAAUAUUACAGAGUGCUUACAAAGAAAAGUGGUGCAUUUAUUUGGUGACUCAACAAUCAGGCAGUGGUUUGAAUACCUUACUACAUUUGUUCCAGAUUUAGUGGAGUUUAACUUGGGUAGUCCCAAGAAUGUGGGUCCCUUCCUUGCAGUGGACCAGAAGCACAACAUCCUGCUCAAAUACCGCUGCCAUGGUCCACCCAUCCGCUUCACGACCGUCUUUAGCAAUGAGCUCCAUUAUGUGGCGAAUGAGCUGAAUGGCAUUGUGGGAGGGAAGAACACAGUGGUUGCCAUAGCUGUAUGGUCUCACUUCAGCACCUUCCCUUUGGAAGUAUACAUUCGGCGGCUCAGGAACAUCCGUCGAGCAGUGGUUCGGCUCCUCGAUCGAAGCCCAAAGACCAUGGUGGUCAUCCGGACGGCCAACGCCCAAGAGCUGGGACCUGAGGUGAGCCUUUUCAACAGCGACUGGUACAACUUUCAGCUGGACACCAUCCUUCGGAGGAUGUUCUCAGGGGUUGGAGUAUAUCUCGUCGAUGCCUGGGAGAUGACCCUGGCCCAUUAUCUACCGCACAAGCUGCAUCCAGAUGAAAUUAUUGUGAAGAACCAGCUGGACAUGUUCUUGUCCUUUGUGUGCCCCUUGGAGACCUAGCCUGUCUUGGAAGGGACUGGAGGAAUCAUAUUCAAUGACCUUCUCAAUUGACCUGAGUUACAGAAAGUGGCCCCAGUGAGAGAUGACUGCCAUUAAUAAGUAUAAAAUUUCAAAAAGAUCUGGACUUAAUAUGAUGACUUAUAAGGAGCUUAAAAAAUGCAGGUUACAUUUAUAUCUAUCUAUAGGAUUUUAUCCAAUGUUGACUUAGCCAUGGUAGAACUCUUAACAGCAUUUACACACUAUAUUGCUCUUGUAACCAAAGAUGCUAAUGAGUGUAUUUGAAUUAGCUUCUCCUGGGAGGGGUGACUACUUUGCUAAAGAGUAUGAAAAAUGUUCUGAUGGAAGGGACAAGUUUGGUUGGUAGUAGAGUGUUUGUAGCUUAUCUGGUAAAGGAAAUUGAGUGCAUCUGCAUGCAUAGCACAAGUAGUCCAUCUUCUGGCGGUUAACUAGAGAAAGCUUAUAGUCAGAGGCUCUUGUGAAUGCACUGAAGACUGCUGUGUCUCAGGAGUUUCUCUUGAUCUACCUUUUCUGAAUUACAUGAAAAGGCCAAUGUGCUUGGUUCGAGUUUUUUAGUGAGAAUAUUUACAUUUUCCUGCUUUUAUCUAGAAAAGAAGCAAAAGGGAAAUAUGAAAGCAGUAUAUAUAAAAUCUGUGCUUUGGAAUUGAUAUUUGCAUUUGGUGAUUGUUUUUUAUUUGAUUCAGCUAAAUUUUAUGUGUUGAAUACUUACUCUAGAAUAACUACUUUUGGAACUGGAAGGGGGAAAUCUGUAAAUGGAAAUUUAUUUUUAUGUUCUGAAAUUUGAGGGUUUAAGAAUUGACUUUUGUGUAAAGAAUGCUACUGUAUUAUAAAGCUGUGGAAGUUUUUUCCACUAGUUUCAGGAGUUUUUUGUUGUUGUUAUUUAGAACUACUUACCAAAAUUAGAAGUUAAAAUCUAAUUAGAAAUUAAUAAGUACUAAAAUUCAUGACAGGUUUUUUGUUUGUUUGUUUGUUUUUGGUAUUUCUUGAUUUGGGCAUAAAAGGCACACCCAUUCUCUCAUGCUUGGAAGAAGCUGCUAUUCCUACUGGCUAUCUGAGAAGAAUGGAAUUAUUAAUUUUAUUUGACUAAUUAAUUUUAAAUGAGUUUAAUUUGGGAUCAUUUAGUAAGUACUCUUUUCUUUUUGAGCUGUGAUAGACUAUAGUCUAGUUUAAGUUGCUCCUAAGUAGACAGAUGAAGAAACUAGGGAGGCUUUAGAGAGGAAGACAGAUGGUUGAAGUAUGAACAAUAUAUACCCUUAGAAGAAUGGGUCAAAUAAUUUGGAUUUUUAAUUUAAAAUAGGAGGGCCCCAGAUCUUACUUUCCUAUCCUUGAGGAACACCUUCAAGUUUUUAAAGUAUUUUAUGGGGAAAGAAGAUUUUUAAUUGUUUCUGAGUCUAAUGAGGUAAUAAAAUAUAUUAAAAUAGUUUAAUUUUAAUGGUCCUUACGCUUUACAGUACCUAAGGAUCACUUCUAGUAUCUGACAAAAAUGCAGAAUUAAAGAGUCAUGGCAGGGUAUGGUAGCUCAAGCCUGUAAUCCCAGCACUUUGGGAGGCCAGGCAGGAGCAUUGCUUGAGGCCAGGAGUUUGAGACCAGCCUGGGCAACAUAGUAAGACCUCGUCUCUACAAAAAAUAAAAAAUUAUCCAGGUGUGGGCCGACAGUCCCAGCUACUAGGGAGUCUAAGGCAGGGUGAUAGAUUGAGCCCAGUAGUUUGCGGCUACAGUGAGUUAUGAUUGCGCCACUACACUCCCACCUGGGCAACAGACAAGAGAUCUUAUCUCUAAAAAAUUUUUGUUAAAUAAUAAAAGAAUUAAGGCCAGGGAUGUUGGCUUACACCUGUAAUCCCAGCAGGGAUUACAGUCUUGGGAGGCUGAGGUGGGCGGAUUGCUUGAGCCCGGAAGGUCAAGACCAGCCUGGGUGCCAUGGUGAAACCCCAUCUCUACAAAAAAAUACAAAAACUAUCUGGGUGUAGUGGCACCUGACUGUAGUCCCAGCUACUUAGGAGGCUGCGGUGGGAGGAUCGCUUGAGCCCAGGAGGCAGAAGGUUGCAAAGGUUGCAGAGGUUGCAGUGAGCCUUGAUUGUGCCACUGUACUCCAGUCUGGGCAACAGGUCUUUGGGACCAUGAUGCCUCUGGGAUUUAUGGAACCAACCUUUGUGGCGAAUGCUCAGUGAUUCUGAUGCAAUGGUGGUAUUCCACACUUUGAGAAACACUAAGAGAAGAGGUAAGAUAGAAUGAGGGAAUAAACAUGGCUUGUUUAUUAUUUUGGUGGAUUUACCAAUAACUGGCUUAAUUCUGUUCAUGAUCCAAUAGUAUUGGUGAUAUUAGCUCCAUUUUAUAGAUGAGGAACUCAAGUUUAGAUUUGAAAUAAGGUAUGUGAGAGUCCAUAUCUCUUUUCAGCUAAACUUGUGAGACUUUCAUAAAGAAGGGUUUGUAUUUAUUUAUUUGUUUUUGAGACAGGGUCUUGCUCUUUUGCCCAGGCUGGAGUGCAGUGGCAUGAUAUGGCUCACUGCAGCCUUGACUUCCUGGGCUCAAGGGAUCCUUCUACCUCAGCCUCCUGAGUAGCUGGGACUACAGGUAUGUACCACCAUGGCCAGCUAAUUUUUGUAUCUUUUUGUAGAGACUAGGUUUUGCCAUGUUGUCCAGGCUGGUCUUAAACUCCUGAGCUCAAGCUAUCUGCCCACCUCAGCUUCCCAAAGUGCUGGGAUUACAGGUGUGAGCCACUGUGCCCAGCCGAGAGUUCUUCUUUUCAUGAAAGAACUUGACAUUUCCUCAAGGAUUUAUAAAGGAGGCUGAGGAGUAAUUUUCCCAGGAGAAUUUUAAAAAGAAAUAGGGCAUUGCUCCUCCAGUGGUUUGGAAUGGUGCCACUUGAUUGUGCAAAUGAUUUCUUAUGAUCUUGUCUGGUUUUCUGUUAUUUUUUGAUUUGGUGACAUAGCUCUUAAAGAUUUGGUGACACAGCUUCUUGAGUCACUUGCAUCUCUCUUAAAAAAAAACUUUUUUUUAACAACUUUUAAGUUCAGGGGUACAUGUGCCAGUUUGUUUCAUAGGUAAACUUAUGUCAUGGGGGUUUGUUGUACAGAUGAUUUCAUCACCCGGGUGUUAAGCCUAGUACCCAUUAGUAAUUUUCCUGAUCCUCUCCCUCCUCCCACCCUCCACCCUCCACCCGACCCCAGUGUGUGUUGUUCCCCUUUGUGUGUCCAUGUGUUCUCAUCAUUUAGCUCUCGCUUAUCAGUGAGAACAACUUUCAUCCCACAUCUAAUUUGUCUUUCUUCACUCUGGUGUGGACAUUUUGAUAGACAUUCCAAUUUGAUAGAGAUUCCAAUAUCACUUAAAUGUUUCCCAGAAUAUUUAGAUAGAAUAAUUUAGUUUCUUCUGAAAAGUUUAUUUUAGGCUAGUGCCACAUGGUUGUGAAUAUUAGCAUGGUAGCCAAAUAAUAGUUUGUUUUGAAUAUAUAUUUCCCAAUAUAAAUAUAAGGGGCGUCAAAAUUUUUAAAAAUCUAGAAGAAAAAUCUAUGGAUAAAAUCCAUAAUUCUGUCAUCUGAAUGCAAUGAACAUUAGCAUUUAGGUAUAUUUUCUUGCAGGUUUUUUAACCAUAUACUUAUAGAGAAUAUGUAAUUUGGGUCUGUGUUUUUUACAUAUAAAUAUUUUUCUAUGUUAAAUAGUCUUCAUAAGUUAAUUAUAAAGAUCUGCUUAAUAGUUCUGCUACUGCAGUUUUCAUUAUUAGAUAAGUUGGUCAUUAUGGUUGGACAUUCAGGUUUACAGUAUUAAAGCAGUGGUUUAUAUCAAUUUCAGUGGUUUAAAAUAUGAAUUUCUAUUUUGGAAUGACAGUAUUAAUUUAAUGUAGUGAAUCUCAUAUUCCAGAACUGAGAUGAUUGAUUUGAUUCUAUUUGUGACAGACAGAACCCAUAAUAAAGCCUAUCUAUGCAAAGUACAUUUUAUAGAAUUAUCCUACUAAAAGUAACCUUUCUUCAGCGAAUGCAAAACAGACCUUUGGUGUUCCAGUAUGAUUCAUUUUGCCAUUCUGAACAACUAUCAUUUUAAUGAAGACCACUCAACUGACACUUCCUGGAUUCAAUUACUAAGUUUCACAUUGAAACUUGAUCCAGUUUAAUAACUGAAUCCAGUUUCACAUUUAUCAAUCUGAAAACUUAGUUUGCAGAUUGGUAAAUCAGGGUACUUGACAAGAAUAAAUAUGGUAAGCCUUUAUAUAUUCAUGUGUUACAUGCCAGAAAUGAGUCUGUUACUGGACGCUGUUCAAGGAAAUAGUGAUGACUGAGAGAGGUACAGGGAAGUAAACACCCAAGGGAAACAACAGAAAUAAGCCUCCCCAACUUUCUAAAAAACUGCUCAGCAUUAUCUCUGUGGGUUCUGGGUAAAUUCAGCUUUUUAACAUCAGCUAGUCACUAAUGCCAGAAAUUCCACUUCAAGUGUAUUUAUUUUCUUGUGUUAAGCAUUAUUCUACCUGGUUUAUGUCUACAAUGUAGUAUUAGUGUACUUAGGAUUCUUGACACCUCAGUGUGCAAUAAAUAAAAUUUUGAAGUUGUUUUUCAUUUGAAGGUGAGACCACAGCCGCUGAGUGCUAAGGGGACCUGGGAAUCCUAGGGGAAUGGAGGUGGUGGAAGAUAAGAGGAUGGUUGAGGGCAGGACUUUAAAGGACACAGAAGCUAGGAGAACACAAAAUGUACUCCACCAACUUCAGUCUAACUUGUCUCUUAAAAGUGCUUUUACAUUUUAACUUUUUAAAAAAAUGUGGGCCAGGCAUGGUGGCUCAUGCCUGUAAUCCCAGCACUUUGGGAGGCCGAGGUGGGCGGAUCACCGGAGGUCAAGAGUUCAAGACCAGCCUGACCAAUAUGGUGAAACCCCGUCUCUACUAAAAAUACAAAAAUAGCCGGGCGUGGUGGCACAUGCCUGUCAUCCCAGCUACUCGGGAGGCUGAGGCAGGAGAAUCGCUUGAACCCGGGAGGUGGAGGUUGCAGUGAGCUGAGAUCAUGCCAUUGCACUCUAGCCUGGGCAACAAGAGUGAAACGCUGUCUCAAUAAAUAAAUAAAUAAAAAAUAAAGAAGUGUGAACUUAAAUAUAUUUAUAUGUGUGUACAUAUAUUUUCUUUUUUAAUAUUCUGGUUAAAUGAGAGGCCAUCGGGCCUCUUUUAGUUUUAAGAGUCUAAUGAUGUGUAUAUCUAAUGCCCAUUCCAACUGGAUUGUAACUGCUUGGGGAAGAUAACUUAAAGUAGUACCGAGAUUACAGCAGCUAGUGUCCUAAAUGGAAAAGAAGUGAAACUAAAUGUCAUAGGAGAAAUCCUUUGAGUUUUGUGCAGUGGUUCAUUUGCUGUUAAAUCUACCCCAUUACCAUUCCCCUUACCCCUUGAAAAUAAAGUGAUCUUCAUGUUACAGGACCAUUGCUUUAUUUAUGUCACAGAUUUCUUGUCCUUUAAUUAGUCAGUGAAGGCACAUGAUUGCGAUACUACUUUUUGACUGCCGUAUUGUAAAAGCUGUAUUGUAAAAGGUAACUCCCUCCACCCGCCUACUGCACCCUUACGUUUAGGGGCCACACAGAAAAAGCGAAAUAAGAUGAGGUGAAUCUAAUCAGAAGGCAACUCUAAUGCCCAGCAGGAGAUUCACUAGGACAUUUUAAAAGGACGUCUUUAAGGAAAAAGUUUUGUUUGUAGAUGUUGCCUCUGAUUCCUCCCUGCGGCUCCAGUCCAGGUCUUGGAGCCGGCCCUCGAGGGGAAUGUCCGGGACUCGGGUCGGUACCUUUUUGGUCUGGGAAUUUCCAGUGUGCAGAAAAAAAAUCCACAAAUCUAGGCCUCGCUGCCCCCUCCCUGCCUCCUCUGGCCCUCCUCAGUGCCCACGCAACCCGGUUCGAAAGAGAGGAUGACCGUAUUCUGUAUUUUAGAAAACAGGCUCUUAGCUUCCCCCGCCCCCGUCCUCACUUGAGUGGAGAACUGAAAGCGAACGCUAUAAAGGGCGCCAGUGAGAGGGGCUGGCCUCCUCUUGCCACGAGGUCAGACGGCGAGUUCUUAGAGAAAAAGGCUGCUUAGCUGCUGCUUAUCAUGUAACCUCAAAAGGAAACUGAUCGUCUUUCUCAUGCUGUCACGUACUUGGGUUAUUAUCGCUGAUUAUAGCUGGAAACAAUUGAUUUGCUCUUACGUAUUUGUGUGACUUGACUCUUCAAACACAAAGGUUAACAGGAAGAUCUCGAGGGCCCUGGCUGAACUUCACCUUUUGGCUUUCUUGGCCUGAUGCUGAACUCUCGAGGCUCAUCAGCUGCCAUUAGUGUUAGUGUAUUUUAUGUGUGGCCCAAGACAAUUCUUCUUCCGCUGUGGCCCAGGGAAGCCAAAAGAUUGAACAGCCCUGGUGUGGAGGAGUUCUUAGAAGAAUUCCUGGCAUUCCAGCAUUCCAUUGGCAUGCUGAUGGCAGUCUGGAGGAUGGGUUUUAAGUGGGCAAGGCUGGAUGGGUGAUCAUUUGCAUCAGGUAAGAGAUAAAGGCCUGUCUAGGAUAGUGGAAAUUAGAGAUGGAGAAGAGAGGAGGGUUUCAGAACGAGGUGUUCAACAAUUAUGAGUCCAAUCUGGAACUAUUGAGUUGACUGAUAGGACAUUGCCUACAUUCGAUCCCUAAAAAUUAUUUAAAUCUUUACUUACUAAUUUAUUUGUAAAAACUGUAUUUUCUAAAAAAAAAAAAAAAAAAAAAAAACUUUGUGAAAACAGUAUUGUUUCACAUCUUUGCAAAUUUCUUAACAUCCGGUUUUACAAAAGACAGAUUUUCAUAUUUGCUUCUGCAUUUAAUUUGUUGCAGUUGACCAGGUGUGGGGGUUUAUGCCUGUAAUCCUAGUGACUUGGGAGGCUGAGGUGGGAGGAUCACUUGAAGCCAGGAGUUCCAGACAAGCCUAGGCAACACAGCCAGACCCCAUCUCUACAAAACAUGAAAAAUAAAAAAAAUUAGCCAGGCCUGGUGGGGCAUGCCUGUAGUCCUAGCUACUGGGGAGACUGAGGUGGGAGGAGAGCUUGAGCCCAGGAGUUAGAGGUUACAAUGAGCUAUAAUCAUGCCAUUGCACUCCAGCCUGAGUGACAGAGUGAAAUCCUGUCUCUUAAAAAAGAAACGUGUCACAAUAUGUUAUGUUGGUGAAAAUAUAAAGAAAAUCUGGUCUCAUACACACAUGUAGUUGGAAAAGGAAGAAAUAGCUUAAUAGUCUUUUCAGGUAAUUUGGAUAUUCUAAUUUAAUAUUAUACCAAAACAAGUGGUAGUUCCUUAAAGGAGAGAUGCAAGAUGGAACCUGAAACCAUAUCAAUGAACUUUUUAUCUUCUGAUACAUUAAAAUCCAUUGGCCACUCUCGCACUUUGAAUGGCUCUUUCACCCAUCUGUGAUUUUAUAAUGUCUUGUAUUGUUCAUUUGGAAAUUAUUAGUUAAUUGAGUUAUGUAAAUUUUCUAAAUGUUGCCACAUUUCAUUAUAUAAUAUAAAAAAUAAUCACAUUUGUUAAUAGCACAUCACCACUGGGCUCAUCAAAAAAGUCUUCUAGAACUAGGAAGCUAUCAAGCUCAAGGUGUCCAACAGAAGUUUCCCAAAAUUGUAAUUUUUAUUUAAAAACUUGAAUUUUAUUAUUGGCAACAAAUACUGUUAUUUUCCUUGACAUGAUAGGCUCACUUUGUUCAUUAAAAAACCAAACCAAACCAAACCAAAAACUGACAAAUACCUGAGUCUGAAACAGUUUGUCAGUCAAGUAUAAUUGGUGUUCCAUGAAAAACAGAGGGCAGUUCAACUCACAGCUCAAACAGUAUUUGAUUAGAACAAAUGGCAAUAACAUAUUGUUCAAGCUAAUAGACAAGUGCAUUUCCUUGAGAUAAUUGUCAUAUUUCAGGAUGCAGCACAAACUUCUAUGCAUAUUUCCCAUUUUGCCACAUAAAAUAUUAAAAUGAUGUAUACAAGAGUCAAUUAAUACUGUUACUGCUUCAUCCAGGACUUUUUAGGUGAAACUGGCUUUAUAUUCUUUUUCUUUCUGGAAGUAGACAGUGGUGAAGAAUACAAUGAUUACUAGUUCAUUUUGUUGCCACUGCCUUGAUUUGUUUUAAGGCACCAUUAGUUAUACCCAUUGCUUUUGUACCAUCAUUUCAAAUGUAAACACAAUUGUUUCAGGAUAAAUGAUGAGAUUCGAAAAGUUAUUGUACAUUUUAAAUGUUUCAGCAUUCCUUGUGUUUGUUGUCAUGAAUUCAGAUAAAACACCUUUGAUGACUGGCUGGUGCUGGAAAUGAAUAUAACCAAAAUAGCAAGUCCAGACAGUCCGUAGAUCUAUCCAUUUCUAAGGCAAAAGCGCAAUUCUGCAGACAAAACCAGUUUGCAGUUAAGUCUUUAAUUCAGUGAGCUACUGCGUUGUUGCAAAGUGGCAGUGCUGUGAUUUCUUUUGUUGACUUUUCAUCUAGAAAGCAUUCAGCAAAAUAAACUCUACCAGGCUUUAUUGGUCUUUCAGCUAUGAUGUUCAUUUCUUCAGCCAAAGCAGUACAAUAACUUAUCCUGUAAGAUACUGGCUUUUUCAUCUCAAGUUUGAAAAGCUGUUCCAAAUUGUCUUUGGCUUUUCAAAAGUUCAUUACAUCUACACUUAAAAAUCCAAUUGUGGCUGGGCACGGUGGCUCACGCCUGUAAUCUCAGCACUUUGGGAGGCUGAGGAGCGGGAGAUCAUGAGAUCAGGAGAUUGAGACCAUCCUGGCUGACACGGUGAAAGCCCGUCUCUAUUAAAGAUACAAAAAAUUAGCCGGGCAUGGUGGCGGGCACCUGUAGUCCCAGCUACUCGGGAGGCUGAGGCAGGAGAAUGGCGUGAACCCGGGAGGCGGAGCUUGCAGUGAUCCGAGAUCGCGCCACUGCAGUCCAGCCUGGGUGGACUGGAAUCCAAUUCCUUUUUUUUUUUUUUUUUGAGACAAGGUCUCGCUCUGUCAUCCAGGCUGGAGUACAGUUGUAUGAUCAUAGCCUACUGCAGCCUUGACUUCUUGGGCUCAAGUGAUCCUCCCACUUCGGCCUCCCAAGUAGCUGGGACCACAGGCAUGUGCCACCAUGCCCAGCUAAUUUUUUAACUUUUUAUUUUAUGUAGAGAUGGGGUCUCGUUAUAUUGCCCAGGCUGGUCUUGAACUUCUGGGCUCAAGCAAUACCUCCUGCCGUGGCCUCCCAAAUUGCUGGGAUUACAGGCGUGAGCCACUGCACCCAGCCCAGCCCUCAGUUCCUUUUUUGAAACUCUGGAUUAUUGGUCUCAAGAUAGUGUUACAAUGUUAAUUGACACCAUAAAACUAAAAAAUGUUCUAUUGCAUAAGAUACAAUAAGGUAAAUUAUUAACAUUUAUAAAGCCUGGGGAAAGACAGCGUUCUCAUAUUUUUAUUUCUUCUUUACAGUUUCUUCCAGUAGCUUUGGAUUAGAUUUCUCCCCUCUAUGAGUUGUCACAGAACUCUCUGAUGUAUCAUUUCAUCUUUUUCAGUAUCUUUAGUUGGAGACAGUACAUCUGAGCCUGGAGGAAAUGAAUCCUCUAAUCUCGUUUUUUAAAGCAAAGAUGAGGCUCCAGAGUCAGUUAGAAGAUUUUAAUCUCUUCUUUGCUUUCGAUGGAGCAGUAUAACUGGACAAAUUCUCAAGGCCCCAUAUUUCGUAUACAGUUUUUGUGCAUCAGAAAUCUCUGAGUGUUUUUGAGGGUUCUGGCUCAAAGUCUCUCAUAAGACUAUAGUCAAGAUGUUGGCCAGUGCUGCAGUCAUCUGAAGGCCCGAUGUGCGGCUGGAGACUCUACUUUCGAAGUAGCUCACUCACAUGGCGGGCAUAUCGGUGCUGGCUGUUGGCCUCAGUUGACUUUUCCAGACAGUGUCCUCAUAACAUGGUGGCUGUCUCCCACCGCAUGAGUGUUCAAUCGUAUUUGAUUAGAACAAUGGCAGCAUCCUAUCAUUCGACUUAAUAGAGCAAACUGAAUUUGUAUUUCAACAUUUACAUAAAGCAAAGUACAUUGAAAUUUUUUUGUAGCGAUAUUAACUUUCUGAUGUGUAUGGGAGGGCUUCUGCGCAUUGGGGGUUGUGGUCUUGUCAGACAGUACUAUUGCUUUGGCAUUGCACAGAAAACUUCAUUUUGAAACAUUAGUCUUUUGUUGACCAUCUUGGUCUAGAUGAAGUUCUCCAGAGGCCAUGAAUUUGUGGCUUGAAUUUUCAUAUCUCAUGUAAAAUGGGAAGAUAAUUAACUAAAACAGGAGGAUAAUUUUGUAAAAAAUUACUUUCUAUGGAUUUAUUUGAAUGGGCAUUUAAAUCCUUUAUUAUACAUAAAAUAUUAGUGGGUAGAAAACAAAAUUCAAAUAGAUUUUAUUGAGAAACUCUAACGUAUUAGGGUUCUCCAGAAAAACAGAACCAAUAGGGUACAUAUGAAUAUGUAGAAAGAGAUUUAUUAUGAAGGAUUGGCUCACACAAUUAUGGAGGUCAAGAAGUCCCACCAUCUGCCAUCCAUAAGCUGAAGAACCAGAAGAGCUGGUGAUGCAGUUCGAGGUCAAGCCUGAAGGCCUGAGAACCAGGUGAGCUGGUAGUGUAAGUCCUAGUCAGAGUCUGAAGGCCCAAGAACCAGGAGUGCUGAUGUCUAAGGGUAGGAAAGGAUGGAUGUCCCAGCUCAAGAAGAUAGCUUCAGCCUUUUUCUUCUAUUCUGGCCCUCAGUGGAUUGCAGGAUGCCUGCCCACAUUGGCGAAGGGGGAUCUUCUUUACUGUGUCUACUGAUUCAAAUGCAAAUAUCUGCCAGAAACACUCUCACAGACAUACCCCAAAAUGAUGUUUUACCAGCUGCCUGGGCAUGCCUUAAUCCAGUCAAAUUGACACAUCAAAUUAACCAUCACACUCAACAUCUUAUUUGGAGCAUCUUUUAAAUGACUUUGGUUUCCAAGGAAUUGCAAUUACUGAAGUCUUGUGUUUUCCACAGAUACACCAAAGGAUUUGUUUUCUUUUUUCUUUAUUUAUUUUUUAAAGUUAUCAAAAAGUUAGAGGGAGAGGCAGCAAGAAUUUUUAGGGAAAUACACUUGUGAGAAACAAGGAAAUACAGUCAUGCAUUGCUUAACGAUGGAGCUACAUUCUGAGAAAUGUGUCGUUAAGUGAUUUUGUCGUUGUUCGAACAUUCUGGAAUGUACUUGCACAAACCUAGAUAGUCUAGCCUACUAGUCACCUAGGCUGUAUGGUAUAGUCUAUUGCUCCUGGUCUAUAAACCUGCACAGCAUGUUACUGUACUGAACACUGUAGGCAACUGUAACACAGAGGUAUUUGUCUAAACAUAUGGAAACAUAGAAAAGAAACAGUAAAAAUAUGGUAUUACAGUCUUACAGGACCGCCAUUGUACAUGGAGUUCACUGUUGACUUAAACAUCAUUUUGUGGGGUAUGGCUGUAUUUAGUUUGGACCUACCCCCACCAGGGUCUUAUGCUACCUACUAAUACUGAGUAACAAUCCAAACUCAUCGUGUCCCCCCCUUCGUCCUAAAACCCGAACAUUCCGCUCUGUGAUCCCUUGUGAUCUGGAGCUGGUGGCCCUGUUCACCUGGUCAUGGCUCCAAGCCAUGGCCUGACUGGGGACCCUUUCAUUGCUCCCCACCUCCAAAAGAGCCAGACCUGUGGGUUCUGCCCUAGCAAUGCUGCCCAGCUCUGCCUUCUGUCCAUUUACUUUCUCCUUUCCCACUGUAUCUGCUCCAGUGCCCAGUCAUUUCUCUCCUGGGCUACUGCAGUGGAUCCUAAUGGCCUCUGGGCUCCUCAUCUUCUCUCAACUGCUUGCAGAUUAAUUUUGCCUACCUAAAAUUCAUGUUUUCUCAAUGUUUAUUAAAUAAAAUUCCAGUGUCUCAGCUGCUGGAGGUGUUCCACCCAAAGGCACCAAGUUAUCUUUUAUAUUUAAUGUCAUCUCCUCUUGACAAUCGUAAAAGGGGACUGUACACUCUAACUCUAAUAUGAACCCUCUCCUUAAUUCUUUGCUCUUGUUCUUUCUGUAAAUGAUGUGGGCCCCAAUCCCACCCUUCCUUUAGGACCUAUCUUAAAUGCCACCACCCCUGCAAAGAUUUUCCUCCUGACCUCCUUUUUCCUCUACCAGACCUGUUGUUUCUCUUUUUAGGUGGCUCACUGAACUUUGUAUCCCUCGUGUUAUUUAAUCAUAAUCGGUUUAUUUAAACAUAGCAUGUGUGUACUUAACCUUAUCAUUCCCGCAUUUUUUGCUAGUUGGACUCGAACAAAUAGAGUUGUAUAAAUCCAUUGGAAAAAAGUAUUCAAGAUAGGAAAGGUCAAAAUUACUGUGUUAGUUUAUCAGAUACAAAGUAAAGCUAUGCAGAAUUUUAAAAAUUACAUCUACAUAUAAUACAGCACCUACAUGUUUGUGUAUUUAUUAUUUUGCUAAGAUGGCUUUGUUCUAGUAUUAAAGGAUACAGAAGUGUGGCAUUACUUUUUAUUCAUGGCUGCACCUAAAACAUUAUUUCCGUCCCAGCAGAUAAUUUGAGAACAUAAAAAUGCUCCAACAUCUCUUUCAGUUCGGGAUGUUGCCUAAAAACGUCGACAAACGCUAUGUUUGAGAAGGGAGGCUACGCUGGGGCGCCGGAGGAGACAGGCCCUUAAGAACCUUCCAGAGAUGCCUUAACUGGGCUAACAGCUUGCCGCGCCGGGGCAGGCAGAGGGGUGCGGGGCGCGCUCCUUCCAGGACUUGCCAGUCCCCAAGAACCAGGCCGACCGGUUCCCUCCACUGACUCCCGCCUCCCUCUGCAGGCCCAGCCCUGCGCCGCGCGCCCUCUCCCCGAGCGCCCAGGCCCGGCGGGGGCCUAGAGGGCAGGGAUGGCCCGGGCGAGGGACGGGGUCCCGGAGGCGGGAGGCGGGAGGCGGGAGGCGGGAGGCCGCGCGCUGUCGGGGUUUCCAGGUGAAGUACAGGCAAACAACUGGUCGGUCUGGGCGGAGCCGGGCGGGCGGGGCGAGGGCGGAGGGCGCAUUGCCUCAUCCUGUACAUUUUACUGGAAAUCGGACGCAUCCGGAGGAGGGGCUGGGAGGCGGCCCGGGCACCGCCAAUGGCCGGGCCGGGCGCCGGGGAGGUCGGCGAGCGCGGCGGCCGGUUAAAUACCCUGGCAGGCCCGCGCCGCGCCCGUACCGGCCCGCGCCGUCCGCCCGCCGACAGCUCCCUGAGCCCGCCCAGGAGGCAGCCGCGCGCAGCGAGCCGGUGGCGCAGGUGUCGGGGUCCCCGAGCGCCCAGCCUGGGAGCAUGAUUGUGGACAAACUGCUGGACGACAGCCGCGGCGGAGAGGGGCUGCGGGACGCGGCGGGCGGCUGCGGCCUCAUGACCAGCCCGCUCAACCUGAGCUACUUCUACGGCGCGUCGCCGCCCGCCGCCGCCCCGGGCGCCUGCGACGCCAGCUGCUCGGUCUCGGGCCCCUCGGCGCCCGGCUCGCCCGGCUCCGACUCCUCCGACUUCUCCUCUGCCUCGUCGGUGUCCUCCUGCGGCGCCGUGGAGUCCCGGUCGAGAGGCUGCGCCCGCGCCGAGCGCCAGCCAGGUACCCGUCGGCCCCGCACCGCUGCGUACUUGGGGCGCGCACGCCUAGGAGGUUGGGAGCGGGACUCCCCAGAUGGAGGGUGGCCCCUGCGCCCUCCUUAGAGCCAGGACGUACGCACCUUAGCCAUCAAUUACCACUCCCCGCCUUGCCCGGGCCGGGCGCCUGCCUGACCUACACGCUCUUCGCCGGCCCGCGGAACCGGCGCCCUCCCGCGGGCCUCGGGGCUUCAGAAACCGCUCAGCCGAGCUCUGACUGCCGGGCGAGUGCCCAGGAGAUCGCUCGCUCUCUAAGAGGCAGCUUUGUUGAGUCAUAAUUAAUAUACUAUGGUGAGAUUUGGGGUCUGAUGUAGGUGUAAUUUUCUUCUUGUGACUGUUUUAGUGAAAAGCUGUAGCAGAGGAUAAGGGUUUGGGAAUUGCGUUAAAGGUCAUGACUUAUUUCUCAGUUUUUAUGGAAUUUUUCAGUAAAAAGACUUCACCGUCAAAGAAAAGGAAACUGCUGUUACCAAGGUGAAGCCGGGCUGAAAACCAACUCAAGUUAUGCCUUUAGUUUGGCGAGUUUCGGAAGUCUGCCUGGAAUUUUUGCGGUCUUGUUUUUGUUGUGUGUGCCUUAAAAAAAAUGGAUAAGCCAUAUCUAGCAGAGAAAGACGUAAUGUUAUCUUUCAUCGGCUGCGAAUUGGUUUCCUUUCUUAGUGAACCGAGUUGCAUAAUUUGGGGGAAAACAGGAUGCCCCUGUGGGUAGGCUAGAAAAACGCCUCGAUAAUUGAACGUUGAGAGUAAUUAGCAUGAUUUUAAAGAACGUCUCUUUCCGGUGUUUCCCACUCUUAGCCACUCCUGUUUUGGUUGUGAUUUAUUUUAAAAAGUGAUUUCUCAUUUUCAUUUUAAGUCAUUUAAAAUCAUGCGAAAAGCGAUUUAGACCACUGUGUAGCAGAUCCAGAAAGAAUGUGUGUUUAGGACCUUUUCUUUCCCAUUUGGCCUUCAUCUGGCUGAAACUGUUUUGCUGGUCCCUUGGUUUACCACACAGCCACAGGGGAUUUCUGAAACUGCAUUUUUUUCUCUCUGUGACGUUGGAUUAUUAACUGCUGUCAUUCCAGAAAAAUGCUGUGUUAGAUUCUGGCAAUUCUGGUAUCUUGAAAUCCCUAAACUUAAAAAUAAAGCCAACUAAUGUUUCACUUACCCUAUCGUUGAACUGUUUAUCUCAUGUAUUUAUGAUAGAUACAUAUGUUCAAAUUACGCGUUGUUUCUUGCCCCAUUUUAUUUUUGUACACUUGAUGGAGCGGCUGAAUUAUUCAUUUCCUGACUUUGUGAAUUUGUGUUCAACACACAUACUAAGAGGUUGUGACAUAAUAGUGAUCAGAAGUGGAGUACUGUACUUGUAUACCAAAUGCUAAAGUGUAUUUCAAAGUUUAAAAGUGAAACAAGCAUAUUUCCUUUUUACUUAGAAGACCUGUGUAAGUAAUUCCAAAAACAGUCAAUGAGGGGAAAUCCUGUGUGCAUAUAUAGAAAUGUGUUUAAGCUCAGUAAAUUUAAGCAGCUUUUUUGGCACAGUUGAAUUGAAGGAAAUAAUAAGACAUAAGUCUAAGACAUUGUUAAUUGUCAGGUUUUGGUACAUUGAGAUCUUUGAAAGAAGUUGUUUUGUGCCUUCUUAGGUAAGCGGAAUUGAUAGACUUUAAAAUUUCUAUGUGAACAUAAAACCAUUGGUUUAAAAAGCUAAAAGUGCAUCAUUUAUCACUUGCUCCCCAAAGUUUUUCCAUAAGUCAAGAAUAAUUAUAGAACUAUGAGAGUCAGGAUGGCAAAAUCUGUGAUCCAUUCUCAUGGGUGGUUAGGGCUGAGAAAAAAAUGUGAUCCACUCUCAUGGGUGGUUAGAGCUGAGAGAUAGAGAGGCUUAAUUUGGGUUUACCUAUUGGCUCUGAGGAUCCUUGACCAAAUUUUUAUGAACUUUAAUUUCUUAGGGUACCCAGUAGGGAAAGGUAUCAGGCAACUUAGGACCCUUGAGCAGAGCUCGGGACUCACAAGGCCAUUGAUUGACCAGAGCAAGUUGGAAAAGUUUUGCAAUCUGCUGCUUGGGGACUUUAUACAUUAGGCAACAGCUAUACUUUUGGGAUUAUUAACGUUUAUGUCUGUGAAGAUAUUUAACCAGGAAUAUGUUUUGUUUUCUUCUGAACAGUUGAGCCCCAUAUGGGGGUUGGCAGGCAGCAGAGAGGCCCCUUUCAAGGUGUUCGGGUAAAGAACUCGGUGAAGGAACUCCUGUUGCACAUCCGAAGUCAUAAACAGAAGGCUUCUGGCCAAGCUGUGGAUGAUUUUAAGGUGACAUCUAUUUUUCUGUUUCGAGUAUAGAGUUGGGGAGAGGGGUUAGUCUGUCAGGGUUAUUAUGAUGACCUAGGUCCAGUCAUCAAGUAAGUCACUUGAAAUUUUUCAUAGAUGACAAAGUCCAUAGGACAGAGACCAUAUUUGUCUGGUCUGUUGUAUCCUACUUAGGCCAGUGCCAGACACCUGGUAGGUGGGCAAGAGAAACUUAAAGAAUGAAUAAAUGAAGACAAGUUCAGAGACUCAACCGAAAUGGAACAUUUUAACUAGAAAGGGAAAAAUCAAAUGGUCUUAUUAAUUUCAUCUUGACCUGCAUUGAGCUAAGGUGAAAGUGAAAAUGAGGAAGUUGCAAGAUAGAAUAAAAA